GGUGGUCUUUUUAAGUUGCUGCAGUGCAAUGAAAAUGCUUACAUUUACAUUUUGAAAUGAUGAUGAUGAUGAUGAUGAUGGAAGUGGGGAAGACCGUCGAGCGAACGCGUGCGCGCGCGCGCGUGUGUCUGGUUGUGGGCGGAGUCUCGUCCUCAAGUCUUCUCCAGUCCGCUCCGACGGCGCUCAUUCGGACUCGGUACCAGCCAGCAGACCCCGUCCCGACCGGCAUCAUGGCAACCACCACGUGCACGCGCUUCACGGACGAGUACCAGCUGUACGAGGAGCUCGGCAAGGGAGCAUUUUCUGUGGUACGCCGCUGUGUCAAAGUGUGCACGGGCCAAGAGUACGCCGCCAAAAUCAUCAACACCAAGAAGCUGUCUGCCAGAGACCAUCAGAAGCUGGAGAGAGAGGCCAGGAUCUGCAGGCUGCUCAAACACUCCAACAUUGUUCGUCUCCAUGACAGCAUCUCUGAGGAGGGCUUCCACUACCUUCUCUUUGACCUGGUGACAGGAGGUGAGCUCUUUGAGGACAUUGUAGCCAGAGAGUACUACAGCGAGGCGGACGCCAGUCAUUGCAUCCAGCAGAUCCUGGAGGCGGUGCUUCACUGCCAUCAGAUGGGUGUGGUCCACAGGGACCUCAAGCCUGAGAAUCUGCUGCUGGCCAGCAAGUGUAAAAAUGCGGCCGUAAAGCUGGCGGACUUUGGACUGGCCAUCGAGGUCCAAGGAGAGCAGCAAGCCUGGUUUGGAUUUGCAGGUACACCGGGUUAUUUGUCUCCAGAGGUGUUGAGGAAGGAAGCGUACGGAAAACCAGUAGACAUCUGGGCAUGCGGCGUGAUCCUCUACAUCCUCCUGGUGGGUUACCCUCCCUUCUGGGACGAAGACCAACACAAACUGUACCAGCAGAUCAAAGCUGGAGCAUAUGAUUUUCCCUCUCCUGAGUGGGACACGGUGACGCCUGAAGCGAAGAAUCUGAUCAACCAGAUGUUGACCAUCAACCCGGCCAAGAGAAUCACAGCACAGGAGGCCCUCAAGCACCCGUGGGUCUGCCAACGCUCCACCGUGGCCUCCAUGAUGCACAGACAGGAGACCGUCGAGUGUCUGAAGAAGUUUAACGCCAGGAGGAAACUCAAGGGCGCCAUCUUGACCACCAUGCUGGUGUCCAGGAACUUCUCUGUGGGACGUCAGACCACGGCACCGUCAGGCGUCAGUGGCGUGACAGGAAACCCCGCCGGCAUCGUGGAACAAGCCAAGAGCCUCCUCAACAAGAAGGCUGAUGUUAAGCAGAGCAACAGCAGCAGGAACAGCACAGUCAGCAGUCCUAAGGUCAACGUGUCGUCUGCUGCACUGGAGCCUCAGACUACUGUUAUCCAUAAUCCCAUAGAUGGCAUCAAGGAAUCAUCAGACAGCAGCAACACAACCAUCGAGGAUGAAGAUGUAAAAGCCCGCAAGCAGGAAAUCAUCAAGAUCACGGAGCAACUCAUCGAAGCUGUCAACAACGGCGACUUUGACGCCUACUCGAAGAUUUGUGACCCCGGCCUGACCUCCUUUGAGCCUGAGGGUCUGGGCAACCUGGUGGAGGGGAUGGACUUCCACCGUUUCUACUUUGACAACCUCCUGGCCAAGAACAGCAAACCCAUCCACACCACCAUCCUCAACCCGCACGUGCACAUGGUCGGAGACGACGGCGCCUGCAUCGCGUACAUCCGCCUCACGCAGUUUGUGGAUGCGCAGGGUCGCCCUCGCUCCAGCCAAUCGGAAGAGACCAGGGUGUGGCAACGUCGCGACAGUCGUUGGCAGAACGUCCACUUCCACUGCUCUGGAGCGCCGGCCGCCCCUCUGCAGGCCUGAGGGAUGUGCUGCUGACGACAACACAAGCAGACCGUCUGAGAGGCGGCGCCAGCGCAGAGAGGGUGGGUGGUGGGUGGUGGGUGGUGUGGUGUGGGGGUAUUGUCCCGUCCUUCACGACCACCUGACUUCCUCUCUCUCCACCAUGAGGACCACAGACACCACACACCACACACACACACCACAGACUUCCUCUCUCUCCACCAUGGGGACCACAGACUGAACUUCAAUGUCUCUCGCCCCUCCCCCGUCAAAAGAAGCCUCCAUUGUUGAUGUGUACUUGUGGCUGCAGCGUGUCGUGGUGCUCUUCUUCUUCUUCUUCUUCUUCUUCUACUACUAAUACUUCCUGUGACCAGCAUGGCUCCUCCUCCGACACGUGUGACAUCAUCUUGACACCUCCCCUCCGGCGUGUCGUUGCCCCGCCCGCUCGCAGCUCUCACAUGCAGCAUGCUAAAGUGGUAUGGCGCCGGUUGAUGGUGUCGGCUGUUGUGCGGUGAUGGCGUUUCAGUGCAUGAAGUCACGUCACGUGGGUGUCGUCCUCCUUUUUUCUCCCUUUGGACCAAACUGCUGCUUGCGCCUUUUUGUACUUUGUUUACUAGUUAGUAGUGUGCAAGGAUGCUAGGAUGCUGCUGAGGACACUAUGAAGGACACAACAUGACUCCUUUUUGGACUCCAACAAACAAGAUUGUAAUUCUCACAUAAUGUCAACAAACACUAACAAGUCCAUUUCCUUAUUUGUAUUUCAUCAUAUUUUUGGUUAUGUCUUAAUUAGUGCACUUCUGUACUUACACUUACACUUAAGUACUUAUAUUUAGUCUUUGGAGUACAUAAGUGUGUCACACUUGUGUACUUACACUUAGUUUUUGAAGUACAUAAGUGUGUCACGCUUGUGUACUUACACUUAGUCUUUUAAGUACAUAAGUACAUUUAGUCUUUGGAGUACAUAAGUGUGUCACACUUGUGUACUUACACUUAGUUUUUGAAGUACAUAAGUGUGUCACGAUUGUGUACUUACACUUAGUCUUUUAAGUACAUAAGUGUGCCACACUUGUGUACUUACACUUAGUUUUUUAAGUCCAUAAGUACAUUUAGUCUUUGGAGUACAUAAGUGUGUCACACUUGUGUACUUACACUUAGUUUUUGAAGUACAUAAGUGUGUCACGAUUGUGUACUUACACUUAGUUUUUGAAGUACAUAAGUCUUUGGAGUACAUAAGUGUGGCACACUUGUGUACUUACACUUAGUCUUUUAAGUACAUAAGUGUGCCAUACUUGUGUACUUACACUUAGUUUUUGAAGUACAUAAGUGUGUCACACUUGUGUACUUACACUUAGUUUUUGAAGUACAUAAGUGUGUCACACUUGUGUACUUACACUUAGUCUUUUAAGUACAUAAGUGUGCCACACUUGUGUACUUACACUUAGUUUUUUAAGUGCAUAAGUACAUUUAGUCUUUGGAGUACACAAGUGUGUCACACUUGUGUACUUACACUUAGUUUCUGAAGUACAUAAGUGUGACACGCUUGUGUACUUACACUUAGUCUUUUAAGUACAUAGGUGUGUCACGCUUGUGUACUUACACUUAGUCUUUUAAGUACAUAAGUGUGCCACACUUGUGUACUUACACUUAGUUUUUUUUAAGUACAUAAGGGUUGUCACAUUGUGUACUUACACUUAGUUUUUGGAGUACAUAAGUGCUACACUUUUGAACCUUUACUUAGUUUUUGGAGUAUAUAAGUGUGUCACACUUGUGUACUUACACUUAGUCUUUGGAGUACAUACGCGUGUCAUUAAUCCUUUAAGUAAUAAGUGUGUCACACUUGUGUACUUACACUUAGUCUUUGAAGUACAUUAGUGUGUCACACUUUUGUACUUGCACUUAGUAUUUUAAGUACAUAAGUGUGUCACACUUUACACUUAGUCUUUGGAGUGCAUAAAUGUGUCACACUUGUGUACUCACACAUAAUCUUUUGAGUACAUAAGUGUGUCACAUUGUGUACUUACACUUAGUUUUUGGAGUACAUAAGUGUGUC
Molecule: messenger RNA, 3876 nt
Organism: Nerophis lumbriciformis (worm pipefish)
Lineage: Eukaryota; Metazoa; Chordata; Actinopteri; Syngnathiformes; Syngnathidae
Product: calcium/calmodulin-dependent protein kinase type II subunit beta-like
Biological process (GO): protein phosphorylation
Molecular function (GO): calmodulin binding; calcium/calmodulin-dependent protein kinase activity; ATP binding
Source: RefSeq, a predicted model, not a curated record